CUAGCCCCACUACUACGCAUUGCAGACGUAGACCACUACCUCUGCACAUCACAUCUAAAGGCCCUAUCAUCACAGCCAUAAGCACCCAGCUGCUCCCAUCUUACGCAUCCCAUACCAUCACAAUGCCAUCGAAACACGCACCGUCGUUCCCUGCGACGCCCUCGUUGGUCUCAUUGAACACCACUGCGAGCACGUCCUCGAUCGCGCCGCUCAAGCCCAUACCAUCAUCAUCAUCACAACCCGCACAGAAGGACUACUCCAAGUCCUUCGGACUGUUGCAGUCGCAAUACGGUUGGGGUCCGGCCACAUACGCCCCCACCCCCAUUCUGUCGAAUAACAAGGAGCCGAAGAAGAAGCGGACUGGUCGCGACACGCGGUCGACGGGCGUCCCGGAGGAGAAGAUGGGCGAGCGGCAGUCGGGAGGGAAGGACUACGAGAGCGUCUUCGGGUCGCUGUCAUCGCGUUAUGGCUUCGGAGGGAGCUGGCCAAUGCCGACAAAGAAGUCGAAAGACUUCAGGAGUUAAAGGGUCUCAGUGGUUACAUGAAAUCGGGCUUCUUUUCAGACUUGGAAUUCGCAUAUUGUAAAGCCUUCGCGUACUGUAUCGGUAUACGUAGAUCCGUCGUUCUAAUCCCUCGCAAGACACUACUCAGAGCUGUCCGGUGCGAUGUGGCAUCUGAGAAUAUACAUGAAGGAAUGCGCAGCUGAUGUGCAUUGCAGAAAAU
Dichomitus squalens LYAD-421 SS1 is the source of this 723-nucleotide messenger RNA. RefSeq lists its product as uncharacterized. The transcript has a single exon. The record is from RefSeq and is a predicted model, not a curated record. The coding region runs from base 123 to 524 and encodes 133 amino acids. Lineage: Eukaryota; Fungi; Basidiomycota; Agaricomycetes; Polyporales; Polyporaceae.